AUGAAGAUCGGCGGCGACGGCGGCGGCGGCGGCGGAGGAAGACGGCGUAGGAAGGCCGGAAGGGAGUGGGGGUUUAUCUUCUGCUGGGAUGGAGGGAGGAGAAAGGAGAUCAGUUUGGCUUUUUCGGUUACUGGUCUUACUGGAAAUUGGCAGGUUGAAUUGGACUGGUUGAUGACAGUUCGGUUAAAUGAAAGAUCUUCAGACACUUCCAUUCUCACUAAAGUCUCUGUGGAAUGCUCAAGGAGAGCCAGAGAUGAGAACUUGCAUUCUCAAAGACGUUUCUUCAUGAACAAACUACUUCAGGGCUACUUUGCUUUUUUUGUAGUUGGAAGUUCUUUAACGAGAAAGCAGUCCAGCAGUGGUGGUUCACCUGCUGAAGAAGCAAACAGCAUGAAGCACACAGCUUCCCUUUUAAAUCCCAUCUCCACAUCCAACUCGCAGACAAAAAGGGGAGCCAAAAGGCGAGCACUGAAGAGAAUGGCUGUGUAUCAUUUGGUCGUCCUUGUGUCUCUCUUUAUGAUCCCUAGAUCGGAGUCGGCCGCCUAUGCUUUCAACCGCACCGAUUUGCAAGUGGCGGUCAAUGACAUGAGAUCGAGAUCCUUCUUCGGUUUUGCCAUCCUGCUUCAGAUGCUGAACGGCACAUCAGAGCCGAACAGGGACUUGACUUUCCUGAUACCCACAGAUCCUGAAUUAUCGGGGUUGUCGAUCUCAGUCAACCGUCUCGAAGAGUUUAUUCUCAGGCUUUCCUGAAUCCUUCGGCGAGCUCGCAUUUUCCUACCGGAACACUCUGUCCCGUCGGGGUAUAGGGACCGGCUGGUCAGGAUCCACAACGGUGGGAGAUUGAGCUUCUUCGUCGACAAUGCUCGGGUCAUCACGCCAAACGUGUGCUCCAACUCUGUGAUCAAGUGCCACGGGAUUGACGCGGUGAUCGAGUUCAAGCGUCAUGUUCCGAGAAACGGAAAGGUUAAGCAAAGGCCAUCAAAUUCGACUGCGCCUCCGCCGGUGGAAGCCCCGAGUCCUAUUUGAACAGUUUCGCCUUCGGUUUCUGUUCCUUACUAACAGAUCCGCUUCAUACACGGAUGACCUUGUUUGUGUGGGAGUGUG
Messenger RNA from Eucalyptus grandis, 1104 nucleotides. RefSeq lists its product as uncharacterized. The transcript has 3 exons. The record is from RefSeq and is a predicted model, not a curated record. NCBI's taxonomy places the organism in Eukaryota, Viridiplantae, Streptophyta, Magnoliopsida, Myrtales, Myrtaceae.